AUGAAAAACAAAUAUACUCCUGUUUCAGAUUCUGAUGACUCUUUCAAAGUGCUCAAUGAUGAAAAGUCAGACGCUAGAUCUUUAGAUGGUACUGGUACGCCUCCUCCGUACUCAGCUCCGAACAAAUUUAUUGAUUUAGAAAUGGCUGAUGGAUCCACUCAGCAUUCUGCCCAAGAGUCCACUAACAAUAUUGGGUCGGAUUCGACAUAUUCAAAGUGGGUUUCAGCGAAUAUCUUCUUUUUUUGCGUCUCUUGGGUACAUUGGGGCUUAUGGUAUUCUUCUCGUAAUGUUCUUUAUUUCAAGGUUCCUGUGAGGACACAAGACUUUUGGGGACUUUUUGGCGGAUUUAUUGGAGCGAUAUCACUAUUUCUCUAUUCAAUGUCUCAAUUUCCUAAAGAAUGGUUCAAGCAAACUGGUAAAGUGCUGUCCAACAUGUGUGCCGCAGCAUUAUAUGUGUGUUUUCUCAAUGUCCCCGGUUUCUCCAUGUAUUAUACAGCAAAAAAGAUAAUGCAAUUUGAAAAGAUAAAUAAUCGUUUUUUCUACGUUGUUUGUUUUGUUGAUUUUGUCUUGUUUGUUUUUAUUUCGAUGAAUCCAAUUGCCCGUGAACGACUUAGAUUGUUAGUCAUUGAUAUAGGAAACGGUGCAAACGGCAUAGGAAAUUCUGUGAAUCGUGUUUUUGGAGAUGAAGCACCUCAGAACGAAGAAAUAGAACUUCAACCUCUUGCUGAGCAAAGUGGUGAAGUUUGA
Schizosaccharomyces octosporus yFS286 is the source of this 747-nucleotide messenger RNA. RefSeq lists its product as uncharacterized. The transcript is spliced from 5 exons. Lineage: Eukaryota; Fungi; Ascomycota; Schizosaccharomycetes; Schizosaccharomycetales; Schizosaccharomycetaceae. The record is from RefSeq and is a predicted model, not a curated record. The coding region runs from base 1 to 747 and encodes 248 amino acids.